AGUAUGAGUUUCAUCGGUCCAUGGGUGUUCGGGAAUCUCGUCGGCUGCUGCGCUCGAUCCCUUUGACAGUGCGCUUUGCAUGUUAGACGUUGAAUCCGCUGGCUGGCAAAGUGUGGAGUUGCGUUUCUGCUCGCGAAAUCGGCCGCCCGAGCUUGCUGACUGCAUGACACGCCGUCCGAUGCUGGCACGACUCCGUCACCUGACUGCCACUGGCGCCGGUGCCGCGCGCGCGAGAUGAGCGCGUCUCGAGGAUGGUCUGUGAGCAGGAGAAAUCGGCGGGGUAGGGGAAGCCCCAGAAAUCAGCUCUCGCAGAAAAGUUUCUCUUGCUCGUUCGUUGCCUUUCGCCCGCCCCUUUGCCGGGAGCUCUUGCUUUGGAAAAUCUGUCCGGGCAAGAAACUGGAAUUCGUCCUGAAGCCAGAUUUGCGGUCUGUGAGGAUGAAAAAAAGUUUGAAAAAAUUUGCUCGCGUCUUCUUUGUGUCAGAGAUGGAUUGAUACAGAUCGGUUGCUUACUAAUAUCGCUUUGAGAUUGAUUGCGGGCAACGUGCACGGAUGUAAUGCUUUACCUUGACAUGAUCUCGACGUCACCCUCGCUCGGCUGAGUUGAAAAGAUCCAGAUGCGCUUAUUCCUGUUGCACCUGUUCUUCCGUUUGUUCACCCGCCACCGUCAAUCUGGUGUCUAUUGGACGCUUUGGUAGGAGAAGCGAGCUGUGAGUUAGGUCUUCCUGUUUCUCACUCUUUGAAUUUCGUUAAAAACCGAAUAAGAAACAGUAUUCCUUCCCUUUGUCUUGCAAUAUUGUCCGUUGAAGCUCGCUUUGCUGUAGGAUUUGUCUUGAGCAGAGAAGGUAUUUCAGCCUGUAAUCGAGAUAAGAUUGAUUGCGUUUGAAAUCAAGAUCAAGGCGCAAAUUUUUCUCAGAACGAUUAGCAUCUCCAAAAUAGAAGGAAUGCUUUCAAGACCGCCCGGAAAAUAGUGCCUUCUGUAAGUUGUUUGGACAGUUGGUCACUUGAAUUCUUCUCAAACCUCAAGACGCUGCUGCGAAAGCAUGUUUCCGUAGAUCCUCAUAACUCUGGGCCAGAGGUAAGUCAAUUCAGGAAAUAGCCAACUAACUAUAGAUGACGCUCAUCGCGCUGUUGUUUAGGUUUCAGGCAUGAAGAUAUUUACUCUGUACUAGGCAGCCACAUCAGACCGCUUCAAAGUCUCGAAGUAUCGAAACCAACCUUUCGGCGAAAUCAAAGGGCAUCGAGUUAGUAUCGUCUUCAUGAUGAUUGCUACCAUCAACACCCUGUAUUUACAUCCCUCGUGUCCUACGUUCCUGGCAUUGUUUCUUGAGAAUCCUCACGGGCAAGGAUGUAAACCGGUAGUUCUUGUGUAGAUAACCAUUCUUCUCUACUACGACUGUAGGAAGGUGUGUAUUAAGCAUCAAUCUGAUUCGAGAGUAAUGUGUGAACAUAAUUCAUGACUCCUUGGUUCAGCAAAAACCGUACCCACCUAAGACAGGUGUAACCUCGUUUCGUAUGCUUUCCCUGCGUCAGACACCUCGUUCUUUGAUUAGAAAAAUGUAGAAUCCUCUGAUGUUAGGCUAGGCCGAGAUUAUUUCUCGAGUUUUUUUAACAGUUUCGUUAUGCUCGUUUCGUCCGCUUGGCUGGUCACCAUUUCGUGAGUUGUCCUUUCAGUUCUUUUCGGUUCUCUCAUCUCUCAGCUUCAUUCGUUGUUCUGGUACGAGAAAACCCCUGGGACGAUACCUUUUGGAAUUUACAUUUAUCUCUUUUUUUUAUGACACUCUUCUCUUCUUCCAAGGACAAACCUCUUCCGUCAAUCAGUCGAUGGGGAAAACUCGUAGCGUAAACCUGUUGUUUAUCAAGCAUCACGUCAUGAUGUUUCAUGGUCAAAUUGAGUACAGGUUAGAGACUAUGAUGCAGGAUUUCAGCCACAUUCAUUGGAACGUGUAUAUAGUGAUUAUUUGGAGAAAUAAAAUAUCGUCAUACAAGAGUACUAUAUGAUACAAAUUAGGUUUUGAGUAAAAGACUAUGUGCUUUAUAUAAAUGUAGAUUUGUUGAGAUGAGUCACCUAAAGAUUGUGUGUAUUCUUUAUUGUGAAUGUUUUUUAUUACGUUCUGAUUCAAACAACAACUGGUAGCUGAGCUAGGUUAAUGAUUAUGGUUUCUAGGGAAGGACAGUAGUUACAGUUUUCAAUGAGGGUAGAAGUGACUAUUUCAAACAAGAGGUACGAGUGUUUCUGACGAGAGACGGUCAACAACCAAGAGGCGGCCACAAGCAAAGGGAGACUCUGAGACUAAAAGCUUGCGAGGUGGGUCAUCAUCUCGAUCUUUUACGCAAAAGACCACGUGCGGCUUCUAGCAGUCGAUCCACUACUUUGCAACUUUGAAUCCAACUUUCCAUCACGGAGCAUGUGGGAGGCUGAAGUUCUCUUUUCUCUAUGUCGUUCUUUGCUCGCCCUCCUGCAAACGAAUGGUGCGUUCGACCCCCAAGAAUUUUUGAGGGAUUGCUAUAUGCAACGACCAAGUGUUGGCUUUUUUUGGUUAGAGAAUUGACGUUCGAGAAUCAAUUUGUUAAUGAUUUCUGAGUCGGAGUGGUAGUAUCUCUAAUGUG
This is a messenger RNA of Marchantia polymorpha subsp. ruderalis, 2607 nucleotides long. The record is from the annotation of a GenBank genome assembly. Lineage: Eukaryota; Viridiplantae; Streptophyta; Marchantiopsida; Marchantiales; Marchantiaceae.